AUGGCGUCGGCUCUGUUCUUCCUCGACCUAAAGGGCAAGACCCUUCUGGCCCGCAACUACCGCGGGGAUAUUCCAAUGUCCGCGGUCGAGAAUUUCCCCAUUCUCCUCAGUGAAGCCGAAGAAGAAAGCUCUGCAGUGCCUCCCUGCUUCUCACAUGAAGGCGUUAACUACCUUUAUAUCCGCCACAGCAAUCUUUACAUUCUUGCAUUGACGAAGAGAAACACAAAUGCCACCGAGAUCCUUCUCUUCCUCCACAAACUUGUGGAGGUGUUCACCGAAUAUUUCAAGGUGCUGGAAGAGGAGAGUAUUCGCGACAAUUUCGUUAUCAUCUACGAAUUGCUUGACGAAAUGAUGGAUUUCGGAUACCCACAGACAACAGAGAGCAAGAUCUUGCAAGAAUAUAUCACCCAAGAAUCACACAAAUUGGAAGUCCAAGCACGACCCCCGAUCGCAGUUACUAACGCCGUCUCCUGGCGUAGCGAAGGUAUUCGUUACCGGAAGAACGAGGUGUUCCUGGAUGUGGUUGAGUCUCUGAACCUGCUCGUUUCAGCAAAUGGCAACGUGUUGCGUUCCGAGAUUCUGGGUGCCGUUAAGAUGAAGUGCUUCUUGAGUGGAAUGCCCGAGCUGCGACUAGGAUUGAACGACAAGGUGAUGUUCGAGACAACAGGCCGUGCUACUCGUGGGAAAUCCGUGGAAAUGGAGGAUGUGAAAUUCCACCAAUGUGUGCGAUUGUCGCGAUUUGAAAACGACCGAACAAUCAGUUUCAUUCCCCCAGAUGGCGAGUUCGAGCUGAUGAGUUACCGAUUGAACACCCAAGUCAAGCCUCUUAUCUGGGUUGAGUGUCUUGUUGAAUCGCACUCCGGUUCUCGAAUUGAGUACAUGCUCAAGGCCAAAGCACAGUUCAAGCGUCGCAGCACAGCCAACAACGUAGAGAUCCUCGUCCCAGUUCCAGAGGACGCAGACUCGCCUCGGUUCCGUACCAACAUCGGCACUGUACACUACGCACCCGAGAAGUCAGCGAUCAUCUGGAAGAUCAAGCAAUUCGGCGGUGGCAAGGAGUUCCUGAUGCGGGCGGAGCUGGGUCUACCAUCCGUAAAGGGAGACGAUGAGCACGGCGGUGGAAUGACUGGUGGAUUCGGAGGUAGCAUGGGCGGUGCCGGUGCGAUGGGCAAGGCCAAACGACCCAUCAACGUGAAGUUUGAGAUUCCUUAUUUCACUACCAGUGGUAUCCAAGUACGAUACUUGAAGAUCACCGAGCCAAAGCUGCAAUACCCCUCCCUCCCCUGGGUCCGCUAUAUCACACAAUCAGGCGAUAUCGCCGUUCGUAUGCCAGAGGUCCAAUGA
Penicillium angulare is the source of this 1344-nucleotide messenger RNA. Its product is annotated as AP-1 complex subunit mu. The transcript is spliced from 6 exons. The record is from RefSeq and is a predicted model, not a curated record. Gene Ontology annotation, cellular component: clathrin adaptor complex; clathrin-coated vesicle. Bases 1 to 1344 code for a protein of 447 amino acids. NCBI's taxonomy places the organism in Eukaryota, Fungi, Ascomycota, Eurotiomycetes, Eurotiales, Aspergillaceae. Gene Ontology annotation, biological process: vesicle-mediated transport; intracellular protein transport. Gene Ontology annotation, molecular function: clathrin-cargo adaptor activity.